UGUGAUCAAGCAUCGCCAAGACUACAACGUGUCCCGAGUAGCGCCGCGCGCGCGCGCCUCCGGAGCGCGUGGUGCCGUCGACACGUGACAGCACCUCCGCGGCCAGUGGCGCUCUUUGCUUGUGCGCGCGCAAAUACGGUCGUCGCUAAGUGCGGUGUCCUCCCGGCCGAAAUGGGAGGUCUUCCCCGAGCCACUGUCUUGUACGCCUGGGUCCGAGUGCUGCGAUCAUCAUGAGCUGUCUUUGCGGGCGGCGACCGUUACGCAAGUUGAGACGCGAGUACCAGCCCGUCUGACCGCUGUCCCACCACGUGCGCUUCAUUCAGCGUUGCUCUGACCUCCGCGGAUCCCGCUCGAUUCCCGUGUGUGCAUAACACCUGGUGACAAGUGAUAGCGUGUGACAGCUGUGCUCGUAUUUCUUCCUAUGCCCAACGCGUGCUGUGCCGGAUGACGCGUAUGCUUUUGUGACAGAAGGGUGCCGUCUGACGAUGCUAGACGAAGACGACGAAGCAGUCUGCAGUUUUGUCUUGUGCGUUUCAUCGGUCCGCUGACGAGUCAGCGUUUCUGAACGCCCGCACGCACAGCUUCAAUGUCACGGCGGAAGCAAUCCAACCCCAAGCCACUGAAACGAAAAGCCGAGGAGGAGCUUGAGGAGUUGGCCGAGUCCCUGCAGCUGCCUUCAGAGGUGCUUGCGCUGCGUGAAGGCAGUGAGCCAUCUCCCGAGCUCACUGUCUACGCUCGGGUAAUGCUGCGUGGAGGCACACUUUUUGGGCCUUAUGCUGCCCACCUGGUCAAGGAUCCUGGCCAGUCUGUCAGUGCCACUCACAUCACCAUACAAAGCAAAGAGGGCAGUGCCACUUACCUCAAACUGAAAGAGGCAGCUGGUAGCUGGUUGAAGACACUGCGGCUUGUCCAAGACAAAGAAAGUGCUAAUGUCAACCUUUCUCUUGAAGGUGAUGAAGUGUGGUGCAACCUGACACAUGACAUUGCUGCAGACACAGAACUCCUGGCUCAUUUCACUACAUCUCCACAAAACAAGCGGGUAUUGCCCAGCACUGAGAGUGCAGUUGAUGCUGAUGCCUUGGCAGAUGACAUUGACGUUGUUGUUGACGACACUGAUAAUGUGGAGUCAACUUCUUCUGCUGCGGAAGAGUUGAAGAAUGGUGUGGGAAGCCCACUAAAGACAGUCUCCAGCUCACCUGUUCCUACUCCCUGUAAUGGCCCAGAUGCACUAAUGGCAGCUGAUGAUGAAUCAAAGGCACUUGACGGCACGGAAAACAGCAGUGCGCAUGCCGAAAAGGCUGAAUCACCAAAAGAAGUGGCACUACAUUCUAGUGAAAUUAUGAAUAUUCAAGUGAAGAUGGAAGCCUCCAGUCCUGUUCCAAUUCCAAGUGGUCAGUCAUCGGAGGACCUGCCAUCUGAUGAUCCAGAUGGAGAUUUUAUGACCACAAAGAAAGACCAACUUACAACAGUAGCUUCCAAGAAAACUGAUUUGCAUCCUGAACGUAUUAAUGGUUACAGCCCCCUGGCUGGUUCAAGCACCGCCUUGCUAUUGCAGCGGCCUUCUAUUGUUGUUCAGCAAGCUUUCGAGUGUGGCAUGUGUGGCAUCCAAUUCAGCAGUGGUAAAACACUAAAAGCCCACCAAACGUUCUACUGCUCUCAGCGAGGUGAGAAGGCUGCCUUUAUGCCAGCACGAUCACAGAUCGAGGCUACUGAGGACUCCUUGCCACCUGUCUCACCUGGCCAACGUUCAUCACCACGAGAGAAUGGUGAAAGUGGAACAGAAGCAUGUGCUGUCCCAGCCAAGCGUCCUCGCCGGGAGGAUGGAUUGUCACCCCCUAGCUCGGAUACUUCUUCAACUACGAGCAAAUCUCCUAAGAACAGCCGUACUUACCAGUGCAAGUACUGCUCUUAUGCUUAUGACAGAAAGGGGAGCCUUACACGCCACAUGCGGCUUCAUGGUUCACCUUCUUCCCCAACCAAUACUGCUGAUGCACCACCAGCUGCAGCUGCAGAAGACAUCUCAAUUCCUCCAAGUGCUCGAUAUUGUGCCAACUGUGACAUCCAGUUCUCUUCAUACAAAACAUUUACUGUACACAAGCAGUUCUAUUGUGGCACACGGCAUGUACAGAAAGCUCCUGUAAGCAUUGCCCCUGCCCCACCUCCAGUGCCAACGGUGUCCAUAGCUCCAACUGCACCUGAGCAGGUCCUGCUUAACCAGCCAUUAUUCGCAGCAAUAUCCACAAACCCAUUGAUCCUUGUUCCAUGUUCUUACGUCCCUGGAAAUGGCCUCGUUCCUACAACAGGGGGAGUUCUACGGCAAGAUGCAACUCCAUCUGUGGCUCCAGCAAUAGUUUGCCCUCAAACUGUUGCUGUGGCACCAGCAGCCCUGGUAGCAUCUGGCGGCUCAAUGACCCCUGCAGCAUCCACUUCUGCUGAGCCAUGUGAAACUAAGGAAAAUGGUUCACAAGCAAAGGAACCAAGCACUGAAGGAACUGCUACAAGUGUGGCCUCUAGCACCAGCAAAGCCAGUUCACCAUGCAUUAAGCAGGAGCAUGUGACAGAGACACCACUAGACUUAAGUCUUCGGAAGGAGACCAAGGCUAGACAGUCCCCGCAGAACCCUUCCUCACCAGUCCCUGCUCAGCAAGAGGAAGCUUCGAACUCAUCUGCUGUUGUAGUCAGUACUAUCGAUCCACUCCUGGCACUUGGUGAACAGGUACUUGUAAAACAAGGAACCUCUCGCUGCCGUGAAUGCAACAUUGUCUUCUACAAACAUGAAAAUUAUUUGGCUCACAAGCGCCAUUACUGUGCUUCAAGGCAGCAGAAAUUGGGACGACUGUCUUCACCAUCUGGGGAUGAAGGAUCUUCAUCAGAGCUUGUGUCUCGCUCGCCAUCAGCCAAUGCAAGUGCUUCACCAGUUCCCGCUCUUCCUGACGUCUUUGGCCAAAGAAGUGCUGGAGUUCAGUCACCACCUCAACCACUCUACCAGUUUUACUGCCUUGCAUGUGGUAUUAAAUUUACAUCCCUUAGCAACCUUCAAGCGCACCAGACCUACUACUGUCCAAAGAGAGAUGUGCUAAAAGGCCAAGUGGGUGUUGCUGCUGUCAAAAGGCCGACUGAGUUUUCGUGUGCACGAUGUCGACUGUCUUAUCCAACAGAAGACGCCCUGAAGCAGCAUCUUUGCUCUGCUGCCCUGCGCAAGUGUCCCUACUGUGAUGUCUUCUGUCCAACGCAAAUUGCUGCGCAGCGUCACCUAGUGACUCACACAGGAGUGAGGGCAUUUCGAUGUGCAGAAUGCGGUUACAAAGGCCAUACACUGCGUGGAAUGCGCACUCACGUUCGCAUGCACUUAGAAAAAGGAACACAGAUGCAAGAAGAAGCUCUCAUUCUUUGUGUUGGUGCAGAUGGAAACACGCUUUGUCCUUGGAAUGGUGCAGCUGGAGUGCCUGCAGCAGUGACUCCUACUCUUCCUCACAACAGUGAAACAACAGAAGAAGCUUCUGCCCGCUCAGGUAGCCCUCCUACUGCUACUACUGUGACAGAAGAGUCAAGCUCAACCUCGAGAGGAUGUGAAGAACAUCAUCCUGCUCCAACAGAGCUUCUUCACUGGUGCAACCUCUGUGGCUACUCUUCCUCUUAUAAAGGCAAUGUAGUGCGCCACGUCAAGCUAGUACAUCGUGAUGUAGUUGCCACUUCUGCGGUUCAUUCUUCCACAACUGAGAAGCCGCGUUCUUCAACAAAUGAAGGACAUCACUCUCCUCUACCAGAAGUCAAAGUGGAAGAAGUCUCAGAUGCUGAAGAUGCUGCCAUAGAAACUUCUGCCAAACAGCAGUCAGAUGUUGCAGUUGCAGUGUGUAACUCACCAGCUGCUGCUGAGGCUACUUUGGUGGAUGUUCUCGCAACUAACUCAGCUGAUACUGAUGCUUCUGCUGCAAUAAAACCGGAGCCAUCCGUGCCAACACCAAAGAGCAAAGUUCAUGGAGCAACCAAGUACUGUAAAGCAUGUGACAUUUCGUUCAACUAUCUGUCAACAUUUGUUGCACACAAGAAGUACUAUUGCACUGCCCAAACUACUGACAGUGCAGACAGCUCAGGUGCAACAACAGAAAUGGGAGAGUUGGCACCAGGAACAGCCUAAAAAACUGGUCUUUUUUUUGUUUUUCUGACCUCGUAAAUACUGGGAGCUUCUCUGUGCUUAUGGAAACGCCUAUUAUAGGUGUCGGUGCUUUGUUGUGAUUGGAAAAUGAACACAAUGCUCUCUGUUCUGCUAAAGUGCUCAGCAGGUGGAAUGGUGUCAUUAUUUUGAAAGGUGUACAAUGGCUUCCUGCAAUUAUCGGGACUUGGCAGUGUAGCAGUCAUUGAAAUGCUUUUUUUGUUUGUUUGUGUCAGAUCGCUUGGAAAGAAAACUUUGGGGCAGGGUUGUGUUAAACUAGCAUUUAGCAUGGGUAAAAUUUAUGGCACCAGUGUUCACAAACGGUGUAAACAUCGUGAAAGUUCAAGUGGUGGCCAUGGUACAUCUCAUAAUCUCAUGACUGCAUGCCCUUCAUAAAAAAUCUUCAUCUUUGCACUCUGGCAUUUAUGGACACCUGAUUAUAAUCAGGAACUUGUUGAGCAAUUUUAGAGGCUACCAAAGUGUUUGCUGGGAUGCUCGCUCACUACUAUCUACCUUAAGUAGCAGAAUUUAAUUGCUAUGCUAGGUAAAUAUUACUACUGUGCACUCCCAGCUGUCCCACCGACAGUUUGAAGCUUCUUGUAUAUAACUCUUCGUCUCUUUGAUGGUAUUGCAUGUGACUUACAAAUUCAGUCAAAUGUGGACACUGGUGUCAGAGACAUUUAUUCAUGGUUUCUAUUGAAGUCGGGCCUUUUUGACUAUUUUGCUUCACCCAUGCAAACUUUUGGCCUUACUAGUUAUUAAUCCUUUGCAGCCAUGAGCAUCUGCCCACUUUGCAUUUGUUCCUCAUAUAAACAAUGCUAUAUGUUUUGCUCACUAAACUGAAAAAACACUAAUGUGAACAUAUGCAUAGCGGCUUACUAGAGAAGGUUACGUUUAUUUGAAAGUCACUGUCUUCAGUCAGCGUGACAUAGUAUAUGUGAUCACCAUGGGCGUCAGUUUCUUAGGGAUUCAUUGUUUCUCUAUUCCUUAGCGCUCUCAUGCAAGUAUGCUUUCUGGUCUUCUGAAGACCAAAUGUUUUUUUUUUUUUUUUCGCACUAAGAUCAUCUUCAGAUUCACUUAACUUGCUCGACUUCUUUUACACAUCUAUAAUAUUUACAUUGCCAUUAUCUCAGUGCUUGACAUCUUCAAAAAUACAUACAAGUUUCCGUGAGUUUGCCACUAUAAAAAAAUAUCCUGGUAUGCAUGUGUUCUGUAGCAUGCGGUACGAUAGUUAAAAAUGGUUCCAGAAGGUUUGACAACAGAAACUAAGGGGAAAAUGGAACCUGUAAGAAUGUGCACCUUGCACUCUUUCCAACAUAUUAACAAAAUAGAUAUUUUUGCUUAUCAAAAGGGGCCCGUUACGUGGCUGUAAAGGGUUAAUUAAAUUAGUACACAUCACAUGAACAUAAUUCAUACUAUUGUUAUUUUAGCAUGCAUGUAGUGCAUGCUUUUGGGCCAAGUCUGAAUGGGAGGAACAUUGUUCAUGCCUUUGCCCAACAGUGACACAAGUAACAAAAUACUGGCUGAAAAGAGAUAGUGUAACAUGAAUUACGAACAAUAGCACCAAGGACUGGAUUGUUUCAUCUGCCGGUUCCAACUCUAUUGAUAUAUUAUGGUGACAGUGAGUUAGCUCGAUAAAGAAAGCACUUAUGCCAGGUCAAUACCUGAAUCGUAAUGUAAGCAUUAGCACACUGAUAAUGUAAUGUGGCAUAUAUUAUGUACAUAGUAUACAUACUUGUAUAUCCAUGUAUCUAUGUUAGUGCAUUUGCAUGUAGCCUAUUUUGUGUAUGCAUAGCAAAAACUCUCGUAAGCUGUUUCUUGAAGUAUUCCACUGUUUCAUGCAUUUUGAGUGUGAGUACUGAUGAGUAGCAUUGAACUGCACACACUGUGGCUAUUCUUAUCUUUAAUGGAAAUGCAUGUAUGAAAGUAUCUUUUGUGGUUGCCGCUCAGUCAUUGUUGUUCAAAAAGCAAAUACAGGCAAACUCGGGGGCAAAUUUCUUACUUCCAACUGAGAAAAAAGAAUUUGUGUCCUUAAUUUUGCUGAAUAUACAGUAAACUCCGUUUAAGACGAACUCUGUUAAGACGAAUUCUUGCUUAAGAACAACUACAUAGGCGCAUUUGUUUGGUUUCACAUAGACUUAACGCAAAAAAAGAAAAAUCUGCUUAAGACGAACAAUGUAACAGGUCUCUUCUGUUAAGAUGAACUAUCAAAGCAACCAACAAUGACGGGGAUUCUGUGCAACGAACCUUAUUGGGGCAUUCAGGGGAACAUGACAAAGCAAAAUGAAAAAAGAAAUUCCUGGAACAAAGACUCAAACCAAAUUGAAAGCGAAUCGCUAUGUUGAGGGAGAAAAUGAGAUAAGUGGAAAGGAAAGGUCAGCACAUAAAGCUAGUAUCUCCCUAACUCCUAGCCUGUAGGUGGAGAAAUGGCCAGCUUUAUCAGCAAAGAAAGCAAUAAAAAGCAUUCGUCCCUUUGCAUUGUAAUUGCCUUCUUCAGUUCCCCAACAGGAGUACAGUAGAGAACAGAAGAACACAAGAGCUCGGCUUGGCAGGAAAAUGUAAGAGAAGGGAAUCGAAAAAAAGGCCAAAUGAAAGUGAAAACAGGAACAAAGAUUGUCUGUACCUUAUAAUCACCGGAAAUGGAAACCACAUAUGCGGCAUUAGCACUCCUAUCAGAGGAGUCAGAUAGUCAUCGCUGCCACAAAAUGGUUCCUGAGCACUUUUGGUCAGUUUGCAUUGUUUUGCAUUGGGCCUGUGCACAUCGUAUCUAUUCCCAGUGAAAUGCAGAGCAAAUUGUAAUGCGUCAUUUUUAUUAUGAAAGUGCACGACAAAGCAAGGUCGUUUUCCACACUAAAUAUAGCUGCGUUGUGUCUUUUUUGUGUUUGAGGCUUGUGAUCACGAGAAGCAUAAAACAGAGAUCUUCAGCUGCAUGUCGUCCAAGAAAAAUCACUGCUGCAUGAAAAUAACAUAAAUUUCCGAACCUCAAAGAAAAGCUUGGAGACUUUCAUAAGUAACUUGGCAUAUAUUGGCUUAGUCAAGGUAGCAUUAUGCAAUGGAGGCAUAUUCUAAAGUGAUAGCAAAGCCAGUAAAACAGCCUCUCAGAAGGUGAACAGUCAGAAGAAUAAAUUUUCUACUCUUUCAAGAAAAAUUGUGCUUGUCCCUCUCUUUUUAUUUUUUUCUAAUUGUCAAAAUAAGGUCGUGCAACAGCGUUAUUGUUAAAAUGUGAUAGUAGUUUAUUCAUGAGCAUAUUUAUUAUGAACUCACAAUAUCCAGUGCUCGUUAGAUUAGUCUAAAUACUCUACACAAAAACAGUUUUUAUCAAGCUGAGCCAAACAAUGUUUUUUCUUGUUCUUUUUCUCCCCAUUAUAAGUAUAACUCAUUCAGUGUUUUCAAGCAACAUAUUUGGGCAUACUUGGUAUAUGUUAGUAUUUGGUUUUUGGGGACCACAAACAAAUGAAUGUGGUCCCUUCGAUAUCGUCUUAAAGGGAGUCUACUGUAUUCUGUUAGCACAACUUCAUGGAGCUAUUAGCUUUUGUUUGUACAGCUGUAGUGCAUUGCACAUAAACUAGGUUAUAAAGCUAGAAAUUGUGCUGUCUUAAUGAAUUUAUAAGUUUUGCAUUUGAAGAGAUCUUGUUGGUUAGGAGUAGCUAUUAGGUGUGAUAGUAGCCUCGCCUAUCUGAAUCGACACCUAUACUUCAACAGCCAUAUCCAAGAGUUACAAAAACAUUUCCGAGUAUUGGAGGCAGAAAAAGAAAUUGAACUAGAUGUUGCUCCUGUAAGCAUUUAUUUGGGAAUAGCUAGAAACAUAUCUUUCUAUUUAGUUUACAUUUCAAUUGAGGAUGGCAUUGCAUGGCUGUUGGAAUUUUCAUUGUCACUAUGCAUCUUUUCUCUGGUGAAUUUUGACCAUAGCCACUAAAAGUUAUCUCACACUUGUCUGCACAAAGCUGUAGCAGUACCACAGCAAGUUUUACUUUGAUAAAUUGGUGAGGCAGGAAUAAAGACAAGAUGCUAAGUGUUCAUUUUCUCUAUACUUCUUAACGGCUCUCACUAACGGCUUUCAAAAGGCGUUCAAGCUUCAGGCGGCUACGUUUUCUUGGGUGUUAAAACUUAAUGUGCUACCCAGAUUUUUUUACUGUUUACCUUUUAAAAUGCUGAUUUAUAAAGUAAUGUGUUGAUUGAAUAUAAUUAAACAUUGGCAAAAAGAAAAGCAGCGAAUGUAUUAUCAGAAUAACGAUUUGGGGAUUGCGUGCAUUUCCAUGUCUCAGAGCAUGUAAUUCAUAGAAAACAGUCUUGCAGUCGGUUCCUGCAUCCUCAGUACUGUAAUAUAAAUGUUUAGCACAAAGUAUACAUUUACCUGUUACUUCAUUACAUUUUAGUACUGUGUAUAAUUCAGUACAUUUAAUAUUAGGAACCCAAGUUCUUUUUAAGAUGUUGCAUGACACAAGACUGUAACAGCAGUUUACCUCCUGUGUUGUUGCUAAAGUGCAUAGACGUUAGUACUGCACAUACAAGUGUGACAUAGCCUUUGAUCACUGUCUCAGAGCUUUUGUUGUGCAGUGCCAUUGCAUUUACAUUCAAUAUUUUAUCUGCCAUAUUUUGUCCAUUUCUUGUGUGCAACAAUGGACAUUAUACUUACUGGAUUUUUAUGAAUGUGAAGCAACUUGCUUCACUGGGUGAUGCAUUCUUGAGGCGUGAUAUAGUGCCAGCAAGGGAUCAAUGGAGUAACUGCAAUUGAAUUCAACUUGAUUAAAGUAAUUUAACUAACAUAAAUUUAUACCUGUAAUCAGUUAUAAUACUAACUUUCUCUUGUGGAUAUUCUGCUGCUUUUAAAGCAUUUGCAGAUUUUCUAGCACAUUUUUUAUGGCCUUUUAUUACAUGAUGACGUAGUUACACCAGAAUUGACGUGUUCUGAGAGGAGAGGUAAAAAGAAGGAAAUGUAGCUGUAAUUUUCAAUUAAUAUCCCUGGCAGUGUUUUUUGUAAAUUAUCUGCUCAUUUAUUUAUAAUAAAAUUCUAGCACAAACAGAACUUAUUUCAGAAAAGCAACUUUCACAUAGCAGGUAUCCUGCCAGCUAUGUGCAAACAGCCCUCUCAAGAAACCAUCGUCAAGAUGGCAAAUGCUGUCGCCCAGGUCAUGCUUCUAAUGCUGGCUGCAUGGUCUUUUUACUCGCAUUGUCCUGUGGAGGAAGCCUUACAAUUAGUGAGGUUGGUUGCUACAUUUGGUGUAGAAUAGUGUGAUGAUCAACUACACAAACCUGAAGAUUGAUCUUUCUCUCUAUGACAUCUUCCUCACUCCUUGGCAGAGUGUUUGCAAAAUGAGUUCUGCACUAUGCCCUGGAUACCUGAACUUUGUGCACAUCCUAUAGAUCCAGCUGAAAGGAAGAAAACUGUCCAUCAACAUACACCACUGCACAUUAUCAUGAGACCUCAGUUGGUGCUAGUGGCCACCAUAUAUAAAUAGACCUUUUGAUUAAUGGAAUGCAAACCUAGGAGCUUAGUUGAUACUUGCAACCUAGGUUAUCCUGCUAUUGCCAAUCUUAGUGACAAGAUACUGAAGGAUGGCUUAGUUGGUGUACAUGAGAAAGGACAAGCUUGAAUUCUGAAAGUUGACCAUGCUUCUGUAAACAAAAGGUGUUGGUGUGCACUGCAUGCUUUGUGCAAGUUCUCUGUUACAGUCAGACGCACAUAGGUAUGUGUAUUCUAACAAAAAAGGUAGUAGAUCCGUUUUCAAAACACACAGUUAGACAGAUUUUAAUGUUUUAUCUAUUAUGUAUUACUGUUUUCAACUUUCUACAGAUGCCUGUGAAAUAAUAAGAAAUAGCACAUGACAUGUGCACUUUUAUGCCUGUGCAUGCCAUGAUUGCAGUGCUCCCUAACGUGCCGCAAACGCACAAUAUACUUCCUCACUACAUUUCACAACAGCAAUGAAAAAACACAGCGGUUAUCUCUUGUGGUGCUGGCACAUGUGAAUCAUUGAACAGCUGUCGUCGCUGCCCUGUCAUGGCAGCUCACCCGACCAAAUGCUAUGGUCAUUUGCAUAUUAAAUGCUAAGAGCACUGCAUUCAUGGUGUAUAGGCAUGCGAAUAGCAAUGUCCUGUUUCUUUUUUUUUGUAUAGUUUAAAAUUUUAGCUAGAGCUAGCCGAGGCACCUCGCAUAUCUGUGUGUCAUUACCAAACGUUGUUCAAAGAUGUCCAGGCUAAUGAAACACAGCUCAUCUUGAGCGUGCUGGCUUACAGGACUGUGUAAGCAUGGAUGCUUUCUGUUUGUAAAACUUACAGUACCAAACAAAGGAUCCAUGGCAAAUGCCCCAUCGUGGUAGUGACAUUCAUAACACUGUGAAAGUCACAAUCGAAGUGUUCUAUGUCUGGAGUUGGUAAAAAACAUAAUAUCAGGUCACCCCUGAAAUCUAUCUUCUUCUAGUGAUGUUCUACUCUUAGCUUCAACUGCCUUAUGGCCAAAAAGAUUGCAAAACAGUAUAUUGUCUUUUCUCUUUCCCUUCUCCCUUUAUUUUGCUGGCACAAUAUAAAAGCUCAAACACUACAAUGCUUGCCUUAGUUUCUCAAUUAUUCGAGAAAAAUGAAUAUGCUUUUUGUCGUGGCACUGCAUCUGUUCUGCACUACUUUUUUGAAAUGGCUAAAUGUAGAGAAAUGAAUGUUUUUUUUGUCAUUAAUACGUUGCUACUUGUAUGUUAACAAUGUUUGUCUAAUAGCAUUGAUGUGAUACGGGAUCAAGAGCAGUUCACAUGAAAGCAUUUCAUUGAAAGUUCGAACAACACAGUGUGUGGAGGCCAUGGUUCAAAUGCUUAAUGCUACAGUUCACUUGACCUAGCACAGUGUUCACAUACAUGCAGCUCUGCAUUUUAUAUGAAUCAUCAUGGAGGAAUGCCAGGAAACAAAUUGACAUAGCAAAUUGUUGUCUUCAUUGAGAUGUAUGGUCCUCCUUUUGAAUGCACAUUCAUAGACUUAAUCUUCAUGACCAUGCAGCUUCAAUUCCUGGUGAGGUUGUAGGUGUCAUCCAGUGCUGGCAGGAAAAGUGAACUCUAGUGGUUAUUGCUUUAAACAUGCACAUUUGGUUCCUCGCUACAUCCUGCAGUGUCCGCCACAGCAGACACUUGCUGAUUUGCUAGAUGCAGUGUACUGCAGAAGUUAGUUGCCACGUGUUACCACUGCAUGUGCAGCUGUUCCUGUGCAAUGCAGCCCUUCUGUAGUAAUGCUGAGCACUCCACAAGAGAGAGCACUGGUGAAGUAUUUGUUUAUGGAGUGUGCUUUGUCAUUAUGAGAAUUGGGGGAGGCUGUUGAGCGUGGAAUGAUUGGGUAUAAGUGGAAUAGUGCUGGGUGGCACGAUGUGUAUUCUGCUUUUUGAUUGUACCUCGUGUAUGUAGCACCAGCCUGCCUGUAUUCCUACUAAAUUAUUAAGGCCUCUAGACGUGUUUUUUCGACCUGUCACAGAUGUUUGCUAUCGAACAUCUGAACUAGUCAAAUGUGUGAUGAUGAUUGAUGGUGAUGAUGGAUGUGUUGUUUGCAGCAAAAAUGACCAAACGCAAAGUGUGUCCCUUACCCGGUUCGAGUGAUUCAGGGUGAAUGCCAUUACAACUGGCUGCAGUUCUGAAAGGUGCAAUUGUAUGUGCGAAUGUUCUGCAUAAGACAUUGGGCGUGCAUAUUAUACAUAUCUAUAUAUAUUACACACAUCUAGAUUUAUGUGUUUUGAGAGGUGUGUGUGCGUGUAUGUUUCUGUUCUAUUGCUUUCAUCGACGUCUUCCAGAAAACUAGUCCGAAAAAAAUAAGGAUGGGGGAGCUGCUGUUAUCUGCGGGGGUGUGUGAAAUGCAAGCUUUUCACCAUGCUAACUGCGGUACACCUCCCGGGUGCUUGGCGCUGUCAGUGCUCAGAUUGAGAACGAGCCCAUGUCGUGGUGAAUGAAUUUUAUGGAAAAAUGGUUAUUAAAGUUGAGUUGGCAUGUGAAGUUCAAGAAAA
Rhipicephalus microplus (southern cattle tick) is the source of this 12122-nucleotide messenger RNA. RefSeq names its product Zinc finger protein ush (gene ush). Gene Ontology annotation, biological process: cell differentiation; positive regulation of transcription by RNA polymerase II; heart development. Gene Ontology annotation, cellular component: nucleus. Gene Ontology annotation, molecular function: RNA polymerase II-specific DNA-binding transcription factor binding. The record is from RefSeq and is a predicted model, not a curated record. NCBI's taxonomy places the organism in Eukaryota, Metazoa, Arthropoda, Arachnida, Ixodida, Ixodidae.